AUGCCGAGCGAGCUGAAGCGCGACGCAGAGGAUGCUGGUUCCACGUCUCCGAGCCAUCGCCGGAGAAUCAACGACCCCGACAAGCCGAUGUACCUGGUGGUGGAGCACAAGGCCGGGAAGAAAAAGGACGCCAAGCCUGCCGACUCCGCACCCAGCGUCAGCAUCGCCGGCGCAACAACGCCUAUGGUCCCCCUGCACCUCAGCCAACCCGGCAUGUCCUUCGCCGCGGUAUCGUCGCCGCAGGGGUCCUGGAUCGUCGGCGUGGGCGGGGAAGGGCAGGGUCACACCAUAAUCUACGAUGUCGCGACCUCCAAGGAGUUUCACGGCCCCGACCUCAGUACCAACAAGAUGGAUCCCGUCCUGAUACCGUUCCGCGGCCAGCUCUACGUGUUCUCGCGCCGCCCCUCCGUCAAGUGGGAACCGAGGGUCCUCGACUACCUUCCCUGGUUCGAGCUGAUCUGCUUCAAGGAUGGCCGCCCUAGGUGGAAUCAUCUCACCAAAGAUCUCGAGCCGCCGCCCGUCUUCCCGUGCCGCAUCAACCCGAUCGAAUACAGCAACCCGCCGGAGAUUUGUGUCGCCGCCUACGCCACGGUUGGCUCCCAUAUCUUGCUCUCCGUGCAGCUGGAGAACGCCGGCAAGGUGAAGAGGAAAUACAAGGGGACCUGCGGGUACGACGUGGACAGGGAUGUCUGGGAGAUGGUGCACGCCAUGAAUCUUCCUUUCCUCGGCGAGGCUGUGCCCCUCGGCGACCACCUCUUUCUUGGCCGGUCCAGAGUCAGGGAUGGUGCUGCCGUUGUCUACUCUAUGGAGGUCUGCCAAUCAGCAGCGUCUGGGAAGAGCGAGCUGUCCAUUAGAGAGGUUAACGUGGUGGUGGCGCCCAAGGGCCGCAUUGUUCUUGGGGAUCUUCUCUUCCCUUUGGAAAGGGGCUGGUUUUCCUCUGUUUGCGUUCGAUCUGCUGAUCCCGGCCCGGAGUCAAAGUUAGUAGACAAUGUACGUGUUGUUCAACGCAAAUACGUUAUGGUGGGGUAUAAUGCUGCUGAGAACCAUGCGACAAUUGAGAAGCAGCAUCGCCAAGUUUACAAACUGGUGGUUGAUCCAUCUCGUCCUUUGGCUCAUCCUUCCCCGGUGGCUGCUGCUUUCACAGUGUAA
Messenger RNA from Lolium rigidum, 1149 nucleotides. RefSeq lists its product as uncharacterized. Lineage: Eukaryota; Viridiplantae; Streptophyta; Magnoliopsida; Poales; Poaceae. The coding region runs from base 1 to 1149 and encodes 382 amino acids. The record is from RefSeq and is a predicted model, not a curated record. The transcript has a single exon.